AUGCCCGUGUCUUCCCAUGAACUAUUGCCCAUUGCCAAUCGCUCUCGGCUUGCGUCUCCGGGUCUCUCUUCCAGAUACAGCCACAUGUCAUUGAUCAAAAGUGACUCUCCUGAUGUGCUUGACAUUCCGCGGGCGCCCAAGCCUGAGGCGAGUGGCACGCCUCAAUGCACGGCUUUCAUAAGCAAAUUAUACCACCUUUGCGGUCAUGAGGAGUACCGACCAUACAUUCGUUGGAAUGGUCCUGGAGAUGCCUUUGUUUUGGCACAUGCGAAUUCCGAGUUCGCCACGCAGAUCUUGCCUAAAUUCUUUCGGCACAGCAACGUGUCCUCUUUUAUCCGACAAUUGAAUCUCUACAACUUUACGCGUCUACCCACGAUCAAACUACUUGAUCAAGUUGACAACGUUCAGACAAACUCUUCGACCUCUGCCUUUUCCGGAUUCUCUCAUCCCAACUUCCGUCGAGGAGACGAAAAUUCACUGUCAUUGAUAAAGCCGAAACCGAACAAGAACAAGGUCGCACGAAAAGCAACCAAAUGCGCCAUGAGUGCUGAAGACAAGGGUGGAAAAUGCGGGCGAAAAAACAACUCCAUCCCGGGAAAACUCUAA
Molecule: messenger RNA, 606 nt
Organism: Puccinia graminis f. sp. tritici CRL 75-36-700-3
Lineage: Eukaryota; Fungi; Basidiomycota; Pucciniomycetes; Pucciniales; Pucciniaceae
Exons: 5
Coding region: 1-606 (201 amino acids)
Biological process (GO): regulation of DNA-templated transcription
Molecular function (GO): DNA-binding transcription factor activity; sequence-specific DNA binding
Source: RefSeq, a predicted model, not a curated record